GAACUGUCAACAUUUUAUAAACAAAAAAGAUAGCGGCGUCGAUUUUCAUCCUUGGGAUUUUGUAAUUAUAAAAUUGUAAAAAAAACUUGUAUUUCCUCGUGAAAAGACGCAACAUAUUAGUUUGGAUAAAGCGCAUUUACAUCAGGAACUGACUAAUCGAAAUGGCAACCGUAAUUGAUCCAGAACUGCGCACCAAAAUUGACACCGCUUGCCGGACGGCCGAGGAAUUCACUAAACUUUACUACGAAAGCGUAGACAAAAAGCGCCAUCAAAUGGCCCGGCUCUACAUGGACAACGGUUUGCUGGUGUGGAACGGAAACGGUGCCAACGGCAAAGACAACAUCCAAAAGUAUUUCCAGGAACUGCCCCGAUCGGAGCACAUCAUGAACACCCUGGACGCACAACCAAUCAUUGACGAUGCUGUGUCCUCGCAGCUGACGUUCAUCAUCCAGGUGUCGGGAACGGUCAAGUUCCAGGACAAUCCCACCAAACCAUUCCAGCAGACGUUCAUGAUCACGGCCCAAGGGGACAAAUGGAAGAUUGCGAGCGAUUGCUUCCGCUUGCAGGAUGCUAUCUUUUAAGGAACUGGAUUAAAUACAAGGACGAAUCGUUAGAGGA
Molecule: messenger RNA, 618 nt
Organism: Armigeres subalbatus
Lineage: Eukaryota; Metazoa; Arthropoda; Insecta; Diptera; Culicidae
Gene: Nxt1
Product: NTF2-related export protein
Exons: 2
Coding region: 162-581 (139 amino acids)
Biological process (GO): poly(A)+ mRNA export from nucleus
Cellular component (GO): nuclear pore central transport channel
Source: RefSeq, a predicted model, not a curated record